UGAUAUCAGGCAGGUGUUAGCCAGCCCCGCUGUUGGUUUAUUAGGUCCUUCCAUGACCUCCAGUUUAUGAAGUGCUGUGGGAUAUAUUUAUGAAUUUAGAAAAGAGCAUUUUACAGUUGGUGAGAGAAAAGUUUCAGCAGAAGAGAUGGCCAGUGUCCUGUGCAGAGCGUUUCAGAUGACUGGCUGAAAAGUCUCCACAACCUCCUGAAAACAAACAAAAGGGCAGAUGGUGUGAUAGGGGUACAGCUGGUUGUUACCAUGGUGAUGGCCAGUUUGCUACAGAAGAUCAUACCACACUAUUCUUUUGCUCGUUGGCUUCUCUGUAAUGGCAGUUUGCAUUGGUACCAGCAUCCAACUGAAGAUGAGUUACGGACCCUUGCUGGGAAACAACAGCCCAAAGGAAAAAACAAAAAGGACAGACGAUAUAAUGGUCACAUUGAUAAUAAACCACUUACCAUUCCCAAGGAUAUUGAUCUGCACUUGGAAACAAAACCAGUUGCUGAAGUGGACACUUUAGCUCUUCAUUAUUUCCCUGAAUAUCAGUGGUUGGUUGACUUCACAGUUGCAGCUACUGUAGUUUACCUAAUAACAGAGGCUUAUUACAGAUUGGUGGUCCCCACCCAGGAGAUGAAUAUCAGCAUAGUAUGGUGUAUGCUUGUCCUAGCAUUUGCAGUUAAAGCGGUGUUCUCUUUGACAACACAUUACUUUAAAGUUGAAGAUGGUGGUGAAAGAUCAGUCUGUGUUACAUUUGGGUUUUUUUUCUUUGUCAAAGCAAUGGCGAUUCUUAUAGUUACAGAAAACUACCUGGAAUUUGGUCUGGAAACAGGUUUUUUAAACUUCUCUGAAAGUGCUGUGAAAUUUCUUGAAAAACAAGGACUUGAAUCCCAAGGUCCAGUGUCAAAACUUACUUUCAAAUUAUUCCUUGCUAUGCUGUGUUCAUUCAUUGGAGCUUUCCUUACAUUCCCUGGCUUGCGGCUAGCACAGAUGCACCUGGAUGCCCUAAAUCAAACAACAGAAAAACUCACACAGUUUUUCCUUCAUAUAAACUUUUUGGCACCGUUGUUAAUGGUAUUACUAUGGGUAAAGCCAAUCACCAAGGACUACAUUCUGAACCCACCUCUAGGCAAGGAAAGUGUGCCUUUAAUGACAGAAGAUGCCUUUGAUACUAUUCGUCUUUGGAUCAUCAUUCUGCUGUGUGUUUUAAGACUCUCAAUGAUGAGAUAUCAUUUGCAAGCCUAUUUAAAUUUAGCACAGAAAUGCAUGGAUCAAAUGAAGAAGGAAGCUGGCAGAAUAAGUACUAUGGAGCUGCAGAAAAUGGUUGCUCGAGUCUUUUAUUAUCUUUGUGUCAUCGCAUUGCAAUACAUGGCACCUCUUGUUAUGCUUCUUCACACCACAUUUCUUCUGAAGACGCUAGGCAAUCAUUCCUGGGGAAUUUAUUCCGACUCGGACACUGCUGUGAGUGCUACUCAAGCAUCCAAUCAACCUUUUUCGGAGCUGCCAUGUCCUGAAGAAAAAAUUAAAGCAACAGUUACCCAAAUUACUAUGGCUCUGGGUGGAUUAAAAAAUAUUUUCACUCCUCUUCUUUUUCGGGGACUCCUGUCAUUUCUCACUUGGUGGAUUGCAGCUUGUCUUUUUUCUACAAGCUUGUUUGGGUUAUUCUAUCACCAGUAUCUGAUUGUGGCAUGAUACAAACAUUAUGAUCCUAUCAUGCAAAAAGGUCCAAAAACUAGACCUGAUGCUAUAAUGGCACGAACACUUGCCUGAACUUAUCAGCAGCAUUAUGUCUUGUUGCAAUGUUUUCUCUGUCUUCUCAGGGUAAAUAUUGUACAAAAUUACUGUUGUGAACUUAAUUUUCGUUACCUCAGAGGAAGAAAACUGACCGCUGAUCACUCCUACUUAAUAUCAUUUUUUUAAAAUCCGUCCUAGGGGAAUAUCAGUUUAUAUAAGUUAAACUUAAAAAUGUAAAUCCUUA
Molecule: messenger RNA, 1972 nt
Organism: Xenopus laevis (African clawed frog)
Lineage: Eukaryota; Metazoa; Chordata; Amphibia; Anura; Pipidae
Gene: tmem161b.S
Product: transmembrane protein 161B
Exons: 14
Coding region: 259-1686 (475 amino acids)
Source: RefSeq, a predicted model, not a curated record